Prunus armeniaca (apricot) is the source of this 1278-nucleotide messenger RNA. The record is from the annotation of a GenBank genome assembly. NCBI's taxonomy places the organism in Eukaryota, Viridiplantae, Streptophyta, Magnoliopsida, Rosales, Rosaceae.
AUGGCGCCAGAACCUGAAGACAUCAAGGACGAGAAGAACCCUAGACCGCUUGACGAGGACGACAUCGCCCUCCUCAAGACCUAUGGGUUAGGGCCUUAUUCAACACAUAUUAAGAAAGCCGAGAAGGAAGUCAAGGAUUUGGCUAAGAAGGUCAAUGAUUUGUGUGGUAUUAAGGAGUCUGAUACUGGCUUAGCUGCACCCAGCCAAUGGGAUCUUGUUUCUGACAAGCAAAUGAUGCAGGAGGAGCAGCCUCUUCAGGUUGCAAGAUGUACGAAGAUAAUCAAUCCCAAUUCUGAGGAUGCUAAAUACGUCAUAAAUGUUAAGCAAAUUGCAAAGUUUGUUGUUGGGCUGGGUGACAAGGUUUCUCCAACUGAUAUAGAAGAAGGCAUGCGUGUGGGGGUUGACAGGAACAAGUAUCAAAUUCAGAUUCCUUUGCCUCCAAAGAUCGAUCCAAGUGUGACCAUGAUGACGGUGGAAGAGAAGCCAGAUGUAACAUAUAAUGAUGUUGGUGGAUGCAAGGAGCAGAUUGAAAAGAUGCGAGAAGUUGUGGAGCUGCCAAUGCUUCACCCCGAGAAGUUUGUGAAGCUCGGAAUUGAUCCUCCAAAGGGUGUCCUCUGUUAUGGUCCUCCGGGAACCGGUAAAACACUUCUAGCUAGGGCUGUCGCUAAUAGAACUGAUGCUUGCUUCAUUCGUGUUAUUGGGAGUGAGCUUGUUCAGAAAUAUGUUGGUGAGGGCGCUAGGAUGGUUCGUGAGCUCUUUCAGAUGGCACGCUCAAAAAAGGCCUGUAUUGUAUUUUUCGAUGAAGUUGAUGCCAUAGGAGGAGCUCGCUUUGAUGAUGGUGUGGGUGGAGACAAUGAGGUUCAGCGUACAAUGCUUGAAAUUGUGAAUCAACUUGAUGGGUUUGAUGCUCGUGGAAACAUCAAAGUUUUAAUGGCAACAAACAGGCCCGACACACUAGACCCAGCACUGUUACGUCCGGGACGAUUGGAUCGUAAGGUUGAGUUUGGCCUCCCUGAUUUGGAGAGUAGAACUCAAAUAUUUAAGAUCCAUACACGAACAAUGAACUGUGAAAGAGAUAUUAGGUUCGAACUACUGGCUCGGCUCUGCCCAAAUUCAACUGGGGCUGAUAUAAGAAGCGUUUGCACUGAAGCUGGAAUGUACGCCAUCCGUGCACGAAGGAAGACGGUAACAGAGAAGGAUUUCCUUGAUGCUGUGAACAAAGUGAUUAAGGGGUACCAGAAGUUCAGUGCAACACCGAAGUAUAUGGUUUACAACUGA